GAUGGAAAGAAGAAGUUUGACAAAGAGAGUGAAAAAUACUAUUCUAUUCUUGACAAGCAUUUAAAUUUGUCUGCGAAGAAAAAGGAGUCUCACUUGCAAGAGGCAGAUACACAGAUUGACCGAGAACAUCAAAACUUCUAUGAAGCAUCAUUAGAAUAUGUAUUUAAAAUCCAAGAGGUUCAAGAAAAAAAGAAGUUUGAAUUUGUUGAACCGCUUUUGUCAUUCCUUCAGGGUUUAUUUACUUUUUACCACGAAGGAUAUGAACUCGCCCAGGAAUUUGCACCAUAUAAGCAACAGCUGCAGUUCAACUUGCAGAAUACAAGGAAUAAUUUUGAAAGUACUCGACAAGAGGUAGAGCGGUUGAUGCAGAGGAUGAAAUCUGCCAACCAGGACUACAGACCACCCAGCCAGUGGACGAUGGAAGGCUAUCUUUACGUCCAGGAGAAACGACCACUUGGUUUUACAUGGAUUAAACAUUAUUGCACAUACGAUAAGGGAAGUAAAACAUUUACAAUGAGUGUUUCAGAAAUGAAAUCCAGUGGGAAAAUGAAUGGCCUUGUUACUAGCUCACCGGAAAUGUUUAAAUUAAAGUCUUGUAUCCGACGAAAGACAGAUUCAAUUGACAAACGAUUCUGCUUUGACAUAGAAGUAGUUGAAAGGCAUGGGAUCAUCACGUUACAGGCCUUCUCAGAAGCUAAUAGGAAACUCUGGCUUGAAGCCAUGGAUGGGAAGGAACCGAUUUACACCCUGCCUGCAAUUAUUAGCAAGAAAGAAGAAAUGUACUUAAAUGAAGCAGGGUUCAACUUUGUGAGAAAAUGCAUUCAAGCUGUGGAAACGAGAGGUAUCACCAUUUUAGGCCUCUAUCGAAUAGGAGGAGUGAACUCCAAAGUUCAGAAACUCAUGAACACCAUAUUUUCUCCAAAAUCCCCUCCUGAUAUUGACAUUGAUAUUGAACUGUGGGACAAUAAGACAAUAACGAGUGGGCUGAAAAACUACCUCAGGUGCCUUGCAGAACCACUGAUGACUUACAAACUGCACAAAGAUUUUAUUGUUGCUGUUAAAUCUGAUGACCAAAACUACAGGGUGGAGGCUGUCCAUGCACUGGUGCACAAAUUGCCGGAGAAAAACAGAGAGAUGCUGGACAUCUUAAUAAAGCACCUGGUCAAAGUAUCACUACACAGCCAACAGAAUCUCAUGACUGUGUCAAAUCUUGGCGUCAUAUUUGGCCCAACGCUCAUGAGAGCACAGGAAGAAACUGUGGCUGCCAUGAUGAAUAUCAAAUUUCAGAACAUUGUGGUUGAAAUUCUGAUAGAGCACUAUGAAAAGAUUUUUCAUACUGCCCCAGACCCAACCAUUCCUCUCCCUCAACCGCAGUCUCGAUCUGGAUCCCGAAGGACAAGAGCAAUCUGCCUCUCUACAGGCUCUCGGAAGCCCAGAGGGAGAUAUACUCCAUGCCUGGCAGAACCUGAUAGUGACUCCUAUAGCAGCAGCCCAGACAGCACACCCAUGGGUAGCAUUGAGUCGCUCUCCUCUCACUCCUCUGAGCAAAAUAGCACCACAAAGUCAGCUUCCUGCCAGCCCAGGGAGAAAUCUGGAGGGAUUCCCUGGAUUGAAACCCCAUCAUCUUCCAAUGGACAAAAAAGCCUUGGUCUCUGGACAACUAGUCCUGAGUCGAGUUCUAGAGAAGAUGCAACCAAAACAGAUGCAGAAUCAGAUUGCCAGAGCGUUGCCUCGGUCACUAGCCCAGGGGACAUUUCCCCACCCGUAGACCUAGUCAAGAAAGGGCCUUAUGGGCUUUCAGGACUGAAAAGAGCCUCCGCUUCCUCUCUCAGAUCCAUUCCUGCAGCAGAAGGAAACAAGAGCUACAGUGGAUCCAUUCAAAGCUUAACUUCUAUAGGUUCCAAAGAGACGUCCAAAGCCCCACCAAACCCAGACCUGCCUCCAAAAAUGUGCAGGAGAUUAAGGCUAGACACUGCCUCAAGCAAUGGCUAUCAGCGACCUGGCUCGGUAGUGGCAGCAAAAGCCCAGCUGUUUGAAAAUGUUGGUUCACCUAAACCAGUUUCUUCUGGGCGCCAUGCCAAAGCCAUGUAUUCCUGUAAAGCAGAGCACAGCCAUGAGCUCUCCUUCCCACAGGGCGCGAUAUUUUCUAACGUGUACCCAUCGGUGGAACCAGGAUGGUUAAAGGCAACUUACGAAGGCAAAACAGGACUGGUCCCGGAGAAUUAUGUUGUCUUCCUCUAAUACUGUUUGGUGGAUGGCAGUAUCUUCAUGGUAUCCAUGGUAACAAAUAAUAAGUGCUAUGAUUGUAUCUGACACAGAUAUGGGGAUCAGCCCACUAAAUGAAAGCAGUCAGUUUCUAUCAAGUUCUUCACCAGCAGACUAUGUACCUCCCAAUUUAUGGAUAAAGAAAAAAAUGUUUUAAUUGUUGGCCAUUCUUUUUUGGCUGGUUUCUUAUUUUA
Molecule: messenger RNA, 2459 nt
Organism: Galeopterus variegatus (Sunda flying lemur)
Lineage: Eukaryota; Metazoa; Chordata; Mammalia; Dermoptera; Cynocephalidae
Gene: ARHGAP42
Product: Rho GTPase activating protein 42
Exons: 20
Biological process (GO): signal transduction
Cellular component (GO): cytoplasm
Molecular function (GO): GTPase activator activity; protein binding
Source: RefSeq, a predicted model, not a curated record